CCCCAUUUUUCUCAUGCCUCCACCUAUGAACUAUGAUGCUUUUGCUGUCCUGUACAGCUCUGUGGAUAUGGAUAUCCUGUCUGUUCACUUCCUCCAUUACUAGUCGCCGAAGUAUGACUGUAUAAGGUUAUUUUGCUAAUUUGGUACUGAAAUAUUGAUGCAUCGAUGCCUUCGUGCUUGCUGGCUACUUGGCUGUAUGUGAGCCAUAUUUCUGUGCUUGUAUGCUGGACGCAGGCAUAGGCGCGUAGUUUUGUUUGUCAAACUGUCACUUGCUGCUACUGUUGGUUGGUGCUUGGUAUUUUGGCAGUAUGGUGUAUUCUUUUGUACAUAUGUGCCAUAUUAUUCGUUGAGAUGCAAAUACUGAUUACUCUGCGAUGUCUUUCUACAUGUUUCUAUCUAUUGACUGCAGUAUUUAGAUUUAUUGCUAAAUACUCCCUCUAAUUAGUGUAAAAAACGCUCUUAUAUUAUGGGUAUACUACCUCCGUCCGGGUUUUUAGGUCCCCUCGGUGCCGCACGCUCGUACCACAUUUACAGGGCCGCUCCCUCGGGCGCCAUGCAAAAAGUGAAGGCGCUGCGUCUUCCCAAAGCGCAAUCAAUUCAAAGCUGCUGGCGUAUAGCUUGCAUGCAGAUGGGCUAUUACUAAUACUACUCCACCCCGCAAUACUAGUACUCCACCCCGCAGAAGCACGAACAGACGCGAGCGCGACCAGCACGCCGCGGCCACCCACGCGACAGCUUGCGAGCAUGCCGCCGCGACCGAAGACGGAGAAAACGGGGCUUCGCCGCCGCCGGCGAGAGGAUGCGCUGCAUCACGUCGUCCAUACUGCGGCGGAGGUAGGCGUGGACGACGUGGCGCUGGCGCAGCACGCCGUCGAGGUCGAUCCUAACGCGGAGACCCAGGCGGGGCGGGGCUUGGAUGCGCCGCCGCCCGACCUCGUCGUUGGUGGGCACGCAGAGCUCGGCGUCGACGAUGGGGCGCUUGUCGAGCAUGGCGUCGAGGUCGAUCCUGACGCGGAGACCCAGGCGGAGCUCGGCUUGGAGGUGCCAGCGCACGCAGAGCUCGUCGUUGGUGAUGCGACUCGGGGUAGUCAGGGCAUGGGUCCGGACCUUGGCGCGCUGCUGCACAAGGUGGAGGCUCUCAUGAACGACGUUGAUGCGCUCGUCGACGCGGUCGCAGCGUUCGUCGACCGGGUCGCGGGUAUGAACGGCAUGGAGGAGGAGGAUGGCUUCGCUGCGUUGCUUGACGCGGUCGUGGAGUUCGUCGGCCGGGUCGCGCGUGUCCGUGCCAUGAAGGAGCGCUUCGCUCGGCCAAGAUCGACAGGGUCUGUGGGCAAUGGCUUUCCUCGGCCAAGAUGGAUGUUGGCCUUGGAUGAAGAAGAAGUGAUAAUAACACCUGAAAUGCUAGGUUCGUGCACGCGCCCUGGUCUUGAUGCAAUGAUGAACUAUAUGAAGAGGCAGCUGGAAGCAAUUGAAAAGAAAAAACAAAAGGAAGAGAUGUGAAACAGGAUGGUAGCAUGAGAGUUGACCUGUUUUAAGUUUGAUGAUUUUGCAUGUAAGACUGAAUAUUUGCAUGCAUCUGCAUGUUGGACUUUUCGCAUGAAUGAUGGAAGCUUGGUUUGCCGUCCGAAGUAUUUAAAUUUAA
This is a messenger RNA of Triticum dicoccoides, 1642 nucleotides long. RefSeq lists its product as uncharacterized. NCBI's taxonomy places the organism in Eukaryota, Viridiplantae, Streptophyta, Magnoliopsida, Poales, Poaceae. Bases 745 to 1500 code for a protein of 251 amino acids. The record is from RefSeq and is a predicted model, not a curated record. The transcript is spliced from 2 exons.